Bufo bufo (common toad) is the source of this 735-nucleotide messenger RNA. It is a transcript of the gene PDCL2, whose product is annotated as phosducin like 2. The record is from RefSeq and is a predicted model, not a curated record. Gene Ontology annotation, biological process: protein folding. The transcript is spliced from 6 exons. The coding region runs from base 1 to 735 and encodes 244 amino acids. Gene Ontology annotation, cellular component: cytoplasm. Lineage: Eukaryota; Metazoa; Chordata; Amphibia; Anura; Bufonidae.
AUGAAGCACAAUGAUCCAAAUGAAGACACAGAAUGGAAUGAUGUCCUAAGAGAUUUUGGGAUUAUUCCUCCCAAGAUAGAAGAGAAAGAUGAAAUUGAAGAUUUGGUUUUAAAGAUGCAAAAGGAAGCAUCAGUGAAACCCUCUGAAAAAAUGUCCCUAGCUGGAUUAAAGGAAGUUGAGGACGCAUUCCAGGAAGAAAAUGAGAAAGCAAUAGAGUUGUACAGGAAAAAGCGCAUAAAAGAACUGCAAACUCUACAGAAAACACAAAAAUAUGGAGAGCUCAAUGACAUUUCUGGAAACCUGUAUGUAAAGGAAGUCACAAAGGCCAAAGAUGGUGUCUGGGUGGUGCUUCAUCUCUAUAGAUCAUGUAUACCAAUGUGUGAUCUGCUGAACAAUUAUCUCAGAAUACUGGCCAAAAAGUUUCCAGAAACCAAAUUUUUAAAAUCCACGGCUGAUAACUGCAUUCCCAAUUACCUGGACGCUUGUCUACCCACCUUGCUUGUCUACAGGAACGGGCAAAUUAAAGGCAGAUUUAUAGGAACGGAUCAAUGUGGAGGAACCUCAGUGACCCCAGAAGAACUUGAGUGGAAAUUGGCAGAUGUAGGAGCUAUCAUAUCUGACCUGGAAGAAGAUCCUAGAAAAACCUUUAUCGAUUUGAUGAUGUCUUCAGCGAGGCGCAGUUCUAUUCACUGGAAAGAUGAUCCUGACGACUAUAAUAAAGCAGAAAUAAAAUGA